This is a messenger RNA of Rotaria sp. Silwood2, 2347 nucleotides long. Lineage: Eukaryota; Metazoa; Rotifera; Eurotatoria; Philodinida; Philodinidae. The record is from the annotation of a GenBank genome assembly.
AUGUCUUCAAUUACCAUUAUUCCAACAACAACAAUAUCAUCAUCAAAUUAUCAUCCAAUUAUUAAUAUUCCACCUAUGCACCCAUCAUAUUUAUUACCAAAUUUUCCACACCAACAAAAUCCACCAUCAUAUCAUCAUCUCGUCCAACAGAUUCCAAAAAAAACAUCAUUAUAUGGAGCUGGUCAACGUAAAUAUAAUAAUUUCAAUAAAUUUCAAACAGGUACAACAACAACAUUUAGUGGAUAUACAAACAUGACUGGCAAUCGACAAAUUAAUUUACCACCAAUACUAGCACCUCAUUGUCAUUUACCACCAUCAUCAUCAUCAUAUCAUCAUCAACAACAAAAUAAUAAUUACAUUCAAAAUUUGCCAUCAUUACUUGAUACUAAUCCAUUUCAUUUUCCAUCUCACCAUAAUACACGUAAAUAUCAUCAUGCACAACAAUAUAAUCCUAAUAAUUAUCAAUAUCAUCAUUCUCGAGCAUUAUCACGAUCUCGAUUUCAUAUUUUAUCACAAUUACCAUCAAAAUCACGUUCAUGUUCACGCUCACAACGUUAUCAACCACCACCACCACCACCUAUUAAACCACAUCGCAAUCAUCAACAUUAUCAUAAUAAUAAUAAUUUUCAUCGUUCACCAUCACCAUCAUACAAUAAUAAUUAUAAAAAUUGCAAUAAUAAUCAUUCAUUUAAAGGUCUUAUAUUAUCGGAUUCAAUGUGUUCUCGUGUGAGAACUUAUGCUAUUAGAAAAUUAAAUGUCGUCGAUGUUGAAUUGUCAUAUGAAUCAGGUUGUGAUAUUAUUAAAAUGAUAAAUUGGUUACAAACACCUGAUGCUCAACGUACGGUAGGAAAUAUAGAUUUUUUGUUAAUAUCAUUGGGUACUAACGAUGUGGGACGAUACGGAGUCGAUGUAUCUCUGCAGCGUUGUAGUGAUCUCAUACGUUUCAUACGUCGGUCAUACCCAGGUAUCCAGACCAUUGGUUGGUUGGCGUUGUCUCCAAGAUGGAAGCCUACGAGAUUCGUUUCUGCAGCUGAAAUCGGAGGUCUUCACCGCCAAUUCAAUGAGCGUCUUCAGGUCUUAUCCAAGCAAUUGGAUUUUGACGUUGUUGACGCGCGCUUAGGGCCUGCGGAUAUGCGUGUGGAAGAUGGGCUACAUCUAUCGACUACCACUGGCAGAUGGAAAUAUGAAGGAGCUCUUCGUGAAUGGUUCUCUUCACGUGCCGUCGCACAUUCUUGUUCUUCUUUUUUUUUCAGCGUCAUUAUAUACCAUCAACAUUACAUAAUUAUAAUGAUAGAUUCAUGCAACAUCAUUAUCAACGUUACAAUAACAGGCAAGUAGCGAGUAGUAAAGAUCAAGCAUUUAGUAAAGAGGGAGAUGAUAUAUUAUUGAUAGAUACAGAAGAAAUACCAAUAGCCAGACCAUCUAGAAAAAACUAUACAAAUAUUUUAAAUUUAACGUUAAGUGAAAACGAAAGUGAGAGUAAUCCGAAUAGUAGUAUUAGUAAUAGUGAUACAGAUGAGAAAGCUAAGAAGAAACGUAAAUUUCAUGAUAUAAGUCUAUCGCCAUCAACGACUGAUAGAAAUAGCAAAACAGAAAUAAGUAUAAGAAAAAAAAGUAAGAAGACAAAGACAGUACGAAUAGACAAAGAUCCACGAGCUUCCGUAGAUAGUACAGUUUUGUUAGGUAACGAUAACUCAAUCAUGCUUCCGAGAACUCCACCUGGGCUACCAAAACCUCCAGUUAUUAGCCCUCGACAUAGCACACCAGUGAAGCAACCGCCGAUAAUUUUUCAUAAAGGUUUUCGUCAAAGUGAAAGUUUCAAUCGUCCUGACUUUCUUUUGUGGUUGAAAUCUAACCAACAUUUGCGCACGAUUAAAGGUGGUGCAUCAAAGAUAUGUGAGUUGUUAGAUAAGGUGCGCAUUGAGAAUCCUGCGUUGGAUGAGAUUUUUCUUGCGCUCGCUGAGAAUAACGAGAAAGUGAACCCGCAUUCGUUUGAUAUCGCACAACUAGUACUUCCUAACGACUCCCUUAUUGUCCCUCCUAAAUGGACCCAUCGUACUGAUUUGGGAGCAACAUACGUUUGGAGUUUUGACAUUCCAAUCGACGACCUGAAAAGUUAUUGUGACGAAAAUGAGGAAAAGGGUGUGGGUGUGGGUGUGAGUGUGGGUGUGGGUGUGGGUGUGAGUGUGGGUGUGGGUGUGAGUGUGGGUGUGGGUGUGGGUGUGGGUGUGGGUGUGGGUGUGGGUGUGAGUGUGGGUGUGGGUGUGCGAGGGGGAUGUGGUUGUUCAUAUUCAGUAUAUUCACACCCACACUCACACCCACACCCACAUCAAAAAUUUCGCUAAAA